GCGCCCGGGCAUGCCCUCCCCCCUCACCGCGUACAAGCACUGCCCGCGAGGCGAGACUUCGCCCGCGGACCUGCUUCCCGCAUGGCGAGCUCCGCCCGCGAAACCUCGUCGCCCGCCGGACCACGAGACCCUGCGAGACCCAAGGUGCACCACUCACGAGGUCCAGAGGGCCCCGGGGGCUCCAACAUGGAGCGAACAGCUGGCGGCUCCGUGGGCCCAGGGGGCAGCUUCAGCAGCCUCCGAGAGGGGGGCGUCCGCGAGGCCGCGGCGCCGCGCCUCCUCGGGGAACGCUCGGCGGGCUUCGGGCGCGCGGCCACGGCCGCACGAUUGGCGGUUGCGCCCGGCGCGCGCGCGUGCCGACCUCCGCGCGGGGGCCGGGCGAGGAGGAGGGAGGAGGAAGGAAGGACGAGCGAGGAGUCAGGGAGGGAGGGAGGGAGGAGCCCUCUGGGAGCCAUCCCGAGGUCUUCCUGCGCCAGGGGGCCCUCCUGCUCGGAGGCGGUGCUGUGCGGGCAGGGGCCGCGCGCACCCCGGGGCGCGCCGCGCGGCAGGCUGGGCCCGGCCCGCGCAAACCCCGCCGGCAGUUCGCCCCGCCAGGGAGGAGCGAGCUCCCGCUCUACCUUUGCCUCGUUGCGCCCCCAUCACUCCCCGCGCUUAACGCUACUUGGAUGGCGUGGGUCGCAGAAAUGUAGCGGAGUUCCUCGAGGCAAAUACAAAGCCACCGCAAGAGCAGCCCACGCUGCCACAAUUGUCUCCAGGCAGUUCGCCUUCGCAGGAGAUCGAACAAACAACUGGAAGAUGGGCACUUGGUAGUAAAACUGGUGCCGGGGCAGAGCAGGUGGUCGAGGAGGAGGAGGAGGAGGAGGAGGAGAAGAUGGGAGUGGGCUGCACGACGACAGAUCUGCCAGCUCUGAUCCUAAGUGGCG
Messenger RNA from Prorocentrum cordatum, 923 nucleotides. NCBI's taxonomy places the organism in Eukaryota, Dinophyceae, Prorocentrales, Prorocentraceae. The record is from the annotation of a GenBank genome assembly.